Camelina sativa (false flax) is the source of this 2091-nucleotide messenger RNA. Its product is annotated as U-box domain-containing protein 45-like. NCBI's taxonomy places the organism in Eukaryota, Viridiplantae, Streptophyta, Magnoliopsida, Brassicales, Brassicaceae. Gene Ontology annotation, molecular function: protein binding. The record is from RefSeq and is a predicted model, not a curated record.
AGAAAUAUAUAUAUAACUUUCACACUCUUCUCUCUUUCUCUUGCUUGGGGCUGAUGCAAACGUAGGUUUAAGCUUCAAGAACUGAUCGGAGAUUUAACAAACAAUGGCGAAAUGUCACCGGAACAAUAUCGGAUCUCUCAUUCUUGACCGUGCUCCUUCCACGUCUUCUUCUUCUACUAAUACUUCCGGCAACCAUUUCCGUCUCUGGAGCACCUUCUCUAGAUCCAAGUUCCGUAGGAAGAUCGUCGACGCCGUAAGUUGCGGUGGUAGCUCACGUUACCGUCACGAGCUACGACAAGAAGAAGACGAUAAGGAAAGCUACGUGACGGUGACGGUGACGGCGACGGCGAAGGCGAAGUCAACGAAAGCCAAUACGAUAGGUGCUGCGUUGAACGGCGUAGCGUUCGAGGAGAGAUCGAAGAAGCUUUGUGAUCUGUUGAAUCUAGCUGAGGUCGAAGCUGAUGUCGAGACGAAGAAUAAAGAGGAAGCGCUUGAGGUGUUGAAGCGCGUGGUCAGAGAGUUACAAUCUUCUUCUGCUGCUGCGGCGGCGCGUGGAGACGAUGAGGAAGAAGACGGUGGAGACUUUCAGAAGAAGUUAGCGGCGGCGAGUGAGGUAAGGUUGUUGGCUAAGGAAGACUCGGAGGCGAGAGUUACGCUGGCUAUGCUCGGUGCGAUUCCGCCGUUAGUUAGUAUGAUCGACGACUCGCGAAUCGUAGAUGCUCAGAUCGCUUCGCUCUACGCUCUGCUCAAUCUUGGGAUUGGUAACGACGCGAACAAAGCAGCCAUUGUUAAAGCAGGAGCUGUUCACAAAAUGCUGAAGCUAAUUGAGUCUCCAAACACACCUGAUCAAGAGAUUGCAGAAGCUGUGGUCGCCAAUUUUCUCGGAUUAAGUGCUUUGGAUUCAAACAAACCGAUCAUUGGUUCUUCGGGAGCGGUUAUCUUCCUGGUGAAAACUGUCCGGAAUUUGGAUGAAACAAGCAGCUCACAAGCGAGAGAAGAUGCUCUGAGAGCUCUCUACAACCUCUCAAUCUAUCAACCAAACGUUUCGUUCAUCCUCGAAACAGAUUUGAUCACGUAUCUCUCGAACACAUUGGGAGAUAUGGAAGUGAGCGAGAGGAUUCUUGCCAUCUUGAGCAAUCUUGUGGCAGUUCCAGAAGGAAGAAAAGCAAUCAGUUUAGUGUGUGACGCAUUCCCGGUUUUGGUUGAUGUACUGAACUGGACCGACUCACCUGGAUGCCAAGAAAAGGCCACUUACAUACUAAUGUUGAUGGCUCACAAGGGAUACGGAGAUCGACAAAUCAUGAUUGAGGCGGGUAUCGAAUCAGCGUUGCUCGAGUUAACCCUUUUAGGAAGUGCAUUGGCACAAAAGAGAGCCUCAAGAUUACUAGAAUGUCUUAGAGUAGACAAAGGGAAGCAAGUCUUGGAUAGUACCGGAUCAUGCGGAGCGUUAUCUGCACCGAUAUAUGGGACCAGAGACAAUGGUUUGAACCACGAGGAAAGCGAUUUGAUGAUGAGCGAAGAGAAGAAAGCCGUGAAGCAGUUAGUGCAACAGAGUUUACAGAGCAAUAUGAAGAGAAUCGUGAAGAGAGCUAACUUGCCACAAGACUUUGUUCCUUCAGAGCAUUUCAAGUCACUUAGUUUGAGCUCCACUUCAAAGAGCCUCCCCUUUUGAAAAAAAAAUGUGUCAUCAUGAUGCAUUUCUACAAAAAACUAAAGGAAGAUAAAAAUAGAGAGAUAGACACCUAUGAGCGGAUGAUUUAACAGGAGGAAAUAAAAGCAAUGAAAGAGUGUUGUUGCUUCGACAGAUCUCAUCAGUUUCUGAGGUAUGCGACAAAUGUGUACAGACACAAUCUAAUAUAAUGCAUAGUACUCAAGGUACGAUGUGUCGUUGUGUUGUUCAUGUGGAGUUACCUUUUUUUUCUUUUCUUUUUUGUUUGGUUAGUUGUUAAAAGUAAAAACCCCACUAGGUCUACUAGGCUUAGUGUGAAAGGUGUUUUAUAAAGUUAUGGACAUUGUUAGCUUUUACUUCAACAAGUUUUAUCAGCUUUUCUACUCUUAUUAUAUAUGGUGUAAAUAUCUUUUUUUUGGGUU